ACAAAAUAAAUUACUUUAGUGGACUAUCUAAUAAAAUGCCACCUAAAAGAAGGUUGUUGAGAGAAGAUAGCGAGUCUUCUGAAGAGUAUAGAUCAAAAAGGUUGCGAUCAGCAACUCUUAAGGAUGAGCCAGAAGAAGAUUUGGAUUUGAACUCGAUAGGUGUUUACAAAGAAAUUGUAGAUUAUUUAUGCACAAUUCUUGAUGAGAAUGACAGGCCUAUUUGUGAGAUGUUUAACAAACUUCCUUCUAAAGAUGCUUUGCCAGUGUAUUAUGACAUAAUAAGUGAACCCAUUGACUUUCAGACUAUUAAAAAAAAGAUCAAAACCCAGCAGUAUCUUACUAUUAAUGACUUGGAGGCAGAUAUAUUUCUCCUUAUAAAAAAUGCCCAUGCUUUUAAUGAAUCAAAGUCUCAAAUUUACAAGGAUGCAACACAGCUCAAAAAGUCUUAUUUGAAUAAAAAGUCUGAAUUAAGCAAAAUAGCUAUGAAAACUGGAAAGAAACCAAAAUUGAGUUCAAGGCAACUAUCUAUAGAAGCCGAAGACAAAACAGAAGAUGUUUCUAUUGUUGAGCAACUUAAAAGUCCUCUUUAUAAAAGUUUUGAAUCCACUCCUCAAGGUACACCUUCAAAAGAUGAUGGGUUGAUUGAUGAUUCAUACGAGCAUGAUACAUAUUCAAUUUUAUACAACAUGGUAGUAGCAUAUACAGAUCAAACUGGAAGGCGUUUAUCAGCACAUUUUGUUCGACUGCCACACAAAAGAGCUCAUCAAAGUUUUUAUGAGGUUGUUAAAAAUCCAAUAUCGCUAUGCAAAAUAAGAAGCAGAAUCAAGAUACAUUAUUACUCAGAUUUGAAAAUGAUAGAAAAUGAUUUCAAUUUGGUUUUCAGCAAUGCUCUUAAAUUUUAUCCUCCAGAUUCAAUUCAAUAUCAAGAUGCUCAUACCUUAAAUGCAUUUAUGCAUGAAAAAAUAAAAGAAAUGGAUCACUGUGAGGAAUAUCAGACAUUUCUAAAAACUGAAAGAACUGGAAGCAUUUCACAUAAGUUUAAAAGUGAGAGUUCUCCCAUAGUUACACCAUUGAAAAAGCGAGGUAGGCAACCUAAAGACGCUAGCAAAACUCUAAUAGAUGGUUUGAAGAUUUUUUCUGAUCAUGCUAAGAAAUUGUUUGACUUUAUUAUGGAAUAUAAGAAUUCCGAAGGUCGUUUUUUGUUUAAAAUGUUUCAUGUUUUACCUGAUAAAAAAGAGUUUGCAGAGUAUUAUGAAAUUAUUUCAAAACCUAUUGAUCUUAAAACGAUUGGGGAGAGAAUCAAUGCAAAUCAUUAUGUUUCUGAAUAUCAGUUAAUGAAAGAUUUCAACAUUUUGUUUAAAAAUGCUCGUAAAUUUAAUGAGGAGGGUUCUCAGAUUUAUAAUGACUCUAUUACAUUGGAAAAGGCGUUAAAAAAGAAGAUGCUUGAAUUUUUUCCAGAGGAAAAAGUAAUACCUCUAAAAAAUAUAAGAUUGAGUAACUCAUCUAUUGGGCAAUCAAAAGGUUUAUUUACAAACAAGUGUCACGAAUUGCUUUCCUAUGUGCAAGAAUUUAAAGAUGACUAUGGUAACAAGUUGUCAGCUGUAUUUGAAAAGCUACCUUCAAGAUUGGAAUACCCUGAUUAUUACCAACUCAUUAAAAGACCAAUUGAUCUCUCUUAUAUUAGUUCAAGAAUAAAUAAGUAUACAUCAAUUGAUGACCUCGAACAAGAUCUUAUGUUACUGUUUAACAAUGCAUGCCACUAUAAUGAACCGGAUUCACAAAUUUAUAAAGAUGCUAUUGUACUUCUCCGUGCCAUGAUUGCAAAGAAAAAUGAAAUUUCACCGGACUUAAAUACGUUUGUUCCUGAUGUUGCUGGACUUGUUCACAAGUUGUUGGAAUCUUUGUAUACAAGUGUAAUGCAGCACAAGGAUGAAGAAGGUCGUUGUUAUAGUGACUCUCUUGUUGAACAUAUUGUUAAAGAUGAUUCAAAAAAUGGAUAUCAGAGGAAACCUAUAUCUUUGAUUAUCAUUGGACAAUUACUACAAUUGAGAUUUUACAAGCGUCUUGAUCGGUUGCAAGAAGAUAUUUUUUUGAUUUUUAAUAAUGUUAGAAAAACAUGUAGCACUGAAACUGAGAUGUAUGAGGAUGCCUGCCAACUUCAAAUACAUUUUAUUAUAGAACGUGAUAGGUUGACAAAAGAUGGGUUACAUUUUCUGUCUCAAUCUGCAAUUAAUAUCACUUUAAAGAAAUUGCAACAUGAAAUUGAUGUAGAGCGUAAUGAGAAGCAAAUAAGCGAAAACCAAGAACACCUUGAUGAGUUAGAUGGCUUGGGUAAAGUGACCACAACAGGAUUAAAAGGAAUGAUGGCUUUAGAAGUACAACCAGAUGAGGAAACUCUGACUUAUGCAAACUCCAUUGUUUUUAAUGGAAUUAAUUAUUCAGUUGGAGAUUUUGUUUAUAUGAGUACAGAUGAAAACAAUAGACCCCCACAUAUUGUUUCUAUUGAAAAAAUAUGGAAACAAGAAAAUGGAUUAGAAGGAUUAUAUGGAAAUUGGUAUUUUCGACCAGAGGAUACAUUUCACUUAGCUUCAAGAAAAUUUAUGGAGCAGGAGGUGUUUAGAAAUCUGCAUUCAAGUUAUAUGACUUUUCAAAGAGUUAUAGGAAAGUGUUAUGUCAUGAAUGUUAAAGACUAUCCAAAGUACAGACCUGAAGGGUUUGAAGACAAAGAUGUAUUUGUAUAUGAAAGCAGAUAUAAUAUGAAGAUGAAAUCAUUUAAAAAAGUGAAGACAUUUCUACCACAUGCAGCUCAUGUGGUUCUUGUUGAACGUGAUCAGUUGUUAACUAUAAAACGUUUUUCAACCAUUACUCCAGAGAGUAGUCAAUUUUCACAAAGUGACAAAAGUGACAAAAGCAAUCAAGUUAUUGAGUCAACUGAUGGUUAUGAGCACCCUAAAGAAGAACAUUGUAAAACUGAAGUAUCUAGCCCCGACAGUGGUUGCACUUACUAUGAAAAGUAUGUCACUGAUACAGAUAGUUACAAAAUUGGUGAUGGUGUUUAUGUAAAAUGUGAUGAAGAUUAUUUGCUGAUGUCAAAAAUUGAUAAAAUAUGGACUGAUUCAAGUGGUACUCCAUACUUUCAAGGCAACUGGUACCUCACACCUGAAGAUACCAAACAUGUUCCAACUCAAUUGUUUUAUGAAAAAGAAUGCUUUGAAAGUACAGUGGAAUGUGUUGAAAUGCUUUCUCAAGUUGCAGGAAAAUGUGCGAUACUUAACUUGCGAGAUUAUCAGUUUUUGCGACCAACAGAAAUUGAUGAAAAGCAUGUAUACAUAUGUAGUGCUAUAUAUAUUGAAGAAGAAAUGAAAUUCAGAAGAAGAACAAAAGGAUUUAAGAGAGCAAUUCUUCCUGCUAAUGUUCGUGAUGAUGAACUGUGGUACUUUGAUGAAAGCAUUAAUCCGAACAGACGACCUUCUCUAUGGUUGAUGCCUUGGGGAGAGCAAGAUAUUGCAGUUCCUGAACAAAAAGCAGAGGAGUCUGGAUAUAGCCUCAUGAAAAAAGAAUAUACAUCAUUACUAAUGAAAGAAAACUUUUCUCUGGAUGAAGCUGAGGCUAAAGCUUUGGAAAAGUGGAAUGGCAUGUCAAACGAAGAAAAAAAUGAUUACAAGUUGCGUCAGAAAAACCUGUUGGCCUCUACGUUAUAUAUUUAUGAGUGUGGUUGGGGCAUUUGUGACUAUCAAUUUGAAGAAAAAUCUGAUCUCAUUGUGCAUGUUAUGGAAGGAGCUCAUCUUUCUAAAAAAGGUUUACGAAUGCAAUAUGGUUGUCUAUGGAGAGGCUGUUUGCGCAAAAUAAAUAAUCUGCCAGCUUUUUCAACUCACUCAAGAUUGCUGCAUCACAUACGCGAGGUUCACUUCAAAAAUGCUGGUAAAAGAAUAUGUCGCAAUGAAAAAUCUAGGUCCUUUUUUCUUCGUUAUCAAUCUUGUGACCAAGAUACAAAAGAAAGCAGUGGGGAUGAAUCUUCUACAUCUUCUAGUUCUUCUCUUUCUCCUGUCAAUAUAAAAACCUCCCCAAAGUUUCCGCAAGUUAAUUUAUCUAUAAACAAUCCUGUUAUUAAAUCUCCAGUUGCAACUGAAUUGGCACCUUCUUCUUUUUCUAAGGUGAACAUCUCGAAGCCUGCUGUUCAAGCUUACAAUCAACUUCGUGCACAAGCAACAAAUAUAUCUCAACAAUCUAUUAUGAAUCCAGUUAUAAAUCCAGUUUCCUCGCAAAUUUUGCCUCAAGUCCCCUCGCACCAACAAAUCCCAUUACACCAACCGAUUCCAAUGCAUCAGCAAGGAUUAGGCAUGUCUGUCGAACAGCAGCAAAUGUUAUUUAUGCAAGUUCAACGACAACAGCAGCAAAUUCAGCAACUUGAAGAAAAAAUUGCUCAACUUCAAAAUGGUAAAGAUGAUGUUGUUUUUGUCUCACCACCGGAGAGCUCUUUAAAAUUGCGUCAUUCGGAGAUAUAUGUAAGAUACAUUGAAGGGCUUCGUGAUAAUAGAAACCAACUUAGUAACUGGAGUGAACUUGCUAAUGAAAACCAUCCUCUACCUUCUGCUCAAUUACCCACACACUGGUUUACUAGUAGUUGUGAAAAUAUCCACCAGGCUUUAUGGCAACUUCGUGAUAGAAUGUUAAGAGAUGCAGCUGCAUUGUCCAAAAUUAUUUAAAAUAGACCUUAAUUAUUUAUUAGUUAUAUAAUUAAUUUUA
This is a messenger RNA of Hydra vulgaris (swiftwater hydra), 4746 nucleotides long. Its product is annotated as protein polybromo-1. Gene Ontology annotation, biological process: transcription elongation by RNA polymerase II; chromatin remodeling. Gene Ontology annotation, molecular function: chromatin binding; protein binding. Lineage: Eukaryota; Metazoa; Cnidaria; Hydrozoa; Anthoathecata; Hydridae. The record is from RefSeq and is a predicted model, not a curated record. Gene Ontology annotation, cellular component: RSC-type complex.